AUGGGCCAUAAGAACCAUGCGGAGGCAGAAGCCCGCCGCAUCCAUGAAUUGGAGCUUGAAUAUCUCCACGUAGCAGGGGCUGACCGGCAGGCUGGCAGCGCCGACAGGCCUCCUGCCAUGGAGGAGCAGGGGGAGAGCGACGCCGGCACCACCGCGAACCCCCCUGCAUCCACGGCAGAGGAAGGCACCUGUCUCGAUUUAGAGUGCGCCAUACGGGCAUCUCCCACUCCCACACUUACCGCUGACCUCAGUCCAAACAGAGGUGAAAGUGCCGUAACUCACAGCAAAAGCGCCCACCAGCCGCUCUGUCGGACCCAGUGUGUGGACUUGGGGACCGAAGGACCACCCGAGCCGCCGGUCAAGCUUUCAUCAUCAGAGGUCCAACAAGACAUCCACGCCUUGCUCCGACACCAGCCCGACUCUCAGGGAACCCACCCGAAAUCCGAACUGCCGCCAACCGCGGUCGACAGGCAAUAUCAGGCCAAACUGGAUUUUGCGCUCAAGCUGGGCUAUUCUGAAGAAUCGGUGCGGCUCGUGCUGUCCAAACUAGGGCCGAGCACUUUGAUCAAUGACAUACUAGGAGAGCUAGUCAAGCGGGGCUCUUCAGAAGGCGAGCAGCCAGUCGGCUCGUCCUUCUCCACUUCCACAUCAUCAUCAUCCUCUUGUUCCUCCGAUUUACCGGCAACUUCGGGAUUGGACUCUCCAUGCACGCCAGACCCUCCUUGUGACCAUGACAACUUGCGGCCCGUAGUGGUUGACGGCAGUAAUGUAGCCAUGAGCCAUGGCAACAAGGAGGUGUUUUCCUGCCAGGGCAUCCUACUGGCCGUUGAUUGGUUUUUAGAACGCGGCCACCAAGAUAUCACUGUUUUCGUUCCGGCAUGGAGGAAGGAGCAGUCUCGGCCAGACGCCCCUAUAACAGACCAAGAGAUCCUGCGACGUCUUGAGAAAGAGAAAAUCCUCGUAUUCACUCCUUCACGCCGCGUGCAAGGUCGGCGUGUAGUCUGUUACGAUGACCGCUUCAUCGUCAAGCUCGCCUUUGAGUCGGACGGUAUCAUCGUGUCUAACGACAACUACAGAGACCUUGCCAAUGAGAAACCUGAGUGGAAGAAGUUCAUCGAUGAGCGAUUACUCAUGUACUCCUUUGUUAAUGACAAAUUCAUGCCACCAGAUGACCCACUUGGCCGACAUGGUCCCAGCUUGGACAACUUCUUGAGGAAAAGACCCAUGGUGCCUGAGCAAAAGAAACAGCCUUGUCCAUAUGGAAAGAAGUGCACUUACGGCCACAAGUGUAAAUACUACCACCCCGAACGAGGCACUCAGCCACAACGAGCUGUGGCUGAUGAGUUGCGGGCCAGUGCUAAGACCUGCAUCAUCACCAAAAACCAGGGGGACUCCGGGCUGGUGAAAAGCCACAGCGUACCAGCUGGCAGCAUCGAGGCAAAAAAAGGUGCAGCAAAACGGCAGUCCGAUCCCGGAGUCCGAGCGCUUUCUUACAGUGACGCGGAGGAAAAGCUGGCAGCAAAAGAGAGUUGCAGCGGGACAUCGAGCCUGUCCACAGCUACGGGAGGACCGCUGUCUGGCUCACAACAGGACCGACUGUCCCGAGCUGGCACCCCUCAGUGUGUCCCCCCGACCCCUUGUCACGACUUCUACCCGCACUGUGAGUCCCCAGAUUUGAGCUACUACGCCUACAGCAGCCUGCGCAUCUCAUCCAGGCAGAACCCAGACACUCGCUUCCCCCAUGACAUGGACCUGCGACUUGGCUCCGUGGGAUCAGCCGGCUCGGAAUGUGGCAGCGAAAGCAGUGCGAGCUGCGGAAGCAGCUGCGAAUCCUAUGUUUGCCAGGAUGGCUCGAUUGACGACGCUGGCCAUUAUGCUAACCCCCACUGUCUGCCACAUUUCCGACAAACUGUGGGAAGCCACGAACUAUGCAGUUUUCAUGUGGCUGAUUACGCAAAAGUGACUAACCCGGGAGCGCACGGCUACGAAACAAGUGCAACACCGGGGCAAAUCUGGGAUCACAAUCAGGCCUCCGACACUACCCAGAAGCGGCCUCUCUAUCCGUUACCCCUUCAUUUCCAGCACCAGCCGCUCGCUGCUCGUUCUAGCUGCCCGGCCGACUACCACACCCUAGCCGCAUCUAACACCCCCAGCUCUCCUAUUGGUCGCCGCGGGGCUCCUACCAGAGCAGAGAGUGCAUCAGAAUCUCGUCUUUAUGACCACCUGUGCGUAUCCCAGCACCACAACCGGACAAAAGCUUUGCCUGCCUGGGAUACGUACUAUAGGGAUCCCCCAGCACCUCCUCGGUACGGUGUCUAUCAUAGCCUGUCAGACACAUGUCAGGGAUCAUGGCACUCGGCCCAAUGGGCACAAGAUGGCUGCAUUCCGCGGCACUUGUCUCAUCCCACUCUCCACUCGGCUCCAUCGCACUAUUUAAGUCACCCGCUACCUUCACCACAAUCUCCUCUUCCACCCCACCUCUCCCCAUCCUCAUAUGCGCCGCAGCCCCUCGAGUCCCCUGGCCACAACCGGUAUGGGGAGGCGAGGGAGAAAACGUAUGUCAACCUGUGCAACAUCUUCCCUCCUGAACUGGUGAGUCGGGUGAUGGGCAGGAGCCCGCACGUCACGGACCCUCAGCAGCUCGCGGCUGCCAUCCUAGCGGAGAAAGCUCAGAUAGGAUACUGA
Messenger RNA from Nerophis lumbriciformis (worm pipefish), 2685 nucleotides. The record is from RefSeq and is a predicted model, not a curated record. NCBI's taxonomy places the organism in Eukaryota, Metazoa, Chordata, Actinopteri, Syngnathiformes, Syngnathidae.